AUGGCGAGCUCGAAUGCGUGCCAUCAGCGGGUGGAUACUGGGUUUACAAUGGCUUCCCAGUCUAUCCAACGAGCGAACAGGAUCGCAGUCAUCGGAGCAGAGAAAUGCCCCGCGUACCUUUUUGAGCACCAAUCAAUGUAUCGAUCAGUGCACAUCCUCGGUAUUGAAGAGACGGACUGCAUUGAAAAAGCUCGAUUCACAAGUUUAUUGGCGAGGCUUUUUUUUGUGAACAGGCAACGGUGCCUGCAGCUAGGGACGCAUAGGCAGGUGUCCCCAUUCGGCAUUCUCUCCAGCCUCUGUCGCUAUGAAAAAGACUCGCACCAACCCCGGUCAACACCAGCAAAGUCCGCCCCAUCGUGCGGCGUGCUCACACCCCCAUCCUCGUUAACAAGCCCUAUCCGUCCGGUAUCACCUUCAACCUUUGUGCGACAGGGUUAG
Molecule: messenger RNA, 438 nt
Organism: Punctularia strigosozonata HHB-11173 SS5
Lineage: Eukaryota; Fungi; Basidiomycota; Agaricomycetes; Corticiales; Punctulariaceae
Exons: 4
Coding region: 1-438 (145 amino acids)
Source: RefSeq, a predicted model, not a curated record